Messenger RNA from Zingiber officinale, 1249 nucleotides. RefSeq lists its product as uncharacterized. Gene Ontology annotation, molecular function: transcription cis-regulatory region binding. Gene Ontology annotation, biological process: regulation of DNA-templated transcription; abaxial cell fate specification. NCBI's taxonomy places the organism in Eukaryota, Viridiplantae, Streptophyta, Magnoliopsida, Zingiberales, Zingiberaceae. The transcript is spliced from 5 exons. The coding region runs from base 283 to 1023 and encodes 246 amino acids. The record is from RefSeq and is a predicted model, not a curated record.
CAAUAAUUCAAGCAAGGUAUUAUUAUGAGAUCUAAAAUUCAAAUCUUAGUUAAUUGAGGUAAAUAUCUUUUUUUUUUUUUUUAUGUAUUAAUCAUUAUUCUAAAAAUUAGUAAUAGUCAGUGAUUUACCUCUUCCGUAUUGACUCUGGAAUGAAUUGACGGAGACUGGACGAACGUAUUCGCCUUGCCAUCAAGAAUAAUUCAAGUAAAGAAGGCCCUCUCUCUGUUAGUGGUUAACCUAAUUAUAAUUCUCUGAGGGGAAUUACAGGAAGGAAGAGCUGCCAUGGCAAGUAGUGGAGAGGAGACGUCUGUCAUGGACGAGCUUGGAGGAGGAAGAGGUGAUGACCAUGAAGAAAACGGAGGGAGCUCGAGUAACAGCACGGUCGAGGAGAGCGAUCGCCAUCGGAGGAUCGCCGGAGUGCGGCAGUAUACGUCAGGUCAAAGAACCCGAGGCUCCGGUGGACGCCCGAUUUGCACCUUUGCUUCGUUCGCGCAGUCGAGAGGCUCGGUGGCAAAGCCACGUGCAUGCAUAGGAGCAACACCAAAGCUGGUUCUUCAACUGAUGAAUGUAAAGGGCCUCAGCAUAGCUCAUAUCAAGAGUCAUCUGCAGAUGUAUAGAAGCCAGAAGCUGGAUGAUUACGAUCAAGUCAUGGAGCAUCCACAAAUUAUGCUACAAGGCACUUUCAAUCACUCUCCAGUUCUGCAUACUUGCUAUAACAACUCGAGGUAUUGGAUAUUCCAAAACCAAAUCCUGGGAAGAGCCAUGAGUGAUGCUGCUAAUUGUGCCAAAAAAGACAGAGAAACCAUUUCCCAACAUGCUCAAGAGGGAAGCCAGGAGCCUGAUCUCACUCUGUCUCUAAGUAUUGGAUUAUCAGAGAAGGAUAAAAGACCCAAAACUUUCGAAGAAGAGACAGCUAGAGAUCAUAGCAAGUUAGCACUCUCUUUGUUUACUUCAUCUUCUUCAAAACAGGUGGCCAUGCCAAGGAAUCCAAACCUGACUCAGCAGGUUAGGAGAAGAGAUUAAUUAAUUAAUUAAUUAAUUAAUUAAUUAGAGGUUGAAUGAGUAGCAAGUACUAUGGAUCUGACUGCAUGAUCAUGCAAUGCUAUGAGAUGCUUAGUACUUUACUUCUUUUAACUUGAAUUUAUGUAUAUUGUGCAUUACAAUAGGAUAACAGAUAGAUCAACUGCCUGUGUACGAGUAUGAAUUAAAUGGCAUGAAAUUGAUGAGAUGUAAAUAAAUAUUAUGUUAA